UUGAAUUAUUUAACAGAGAGGCAGCUGAAGCAGAAGCAGAUGGCCAUGGAUGGAAGCGCCAACCCUGAGGACUUCGUGGUGGGCUGCCUGCUCUCCAUCAAGACCACCUUAGGCGACGAGUUCGAAGGCCAGGUCAUCACCUUCGACCGCUUCUCCAACAUCCUCGUCCUUCAAGAGGGUUCGAAGCAGGGAACUCGCAGGAAUAUAAGGCUGUUGAAGGCCAACUAUAUAAAAGAGUGGUCUUUAUUGGGCCAAGCAGAAGACCCACUUGAUAUCAAAAAGUGUUAUCUUGAUCUUAAUAGUCUGCAAGCUCGAGAAGAUUCGGCCAUUCGACAGGCAGAGGCAGAUGCUGAGAGGAUAGGCGUGGGUGUCACCAGCGAGGCCCAGAACAUUUUCGACGCCUUGUCCAAAACGCUUCCAGUGCGCUGGGAUACGACUGCCAUAGUGGUCAUGAAUGAGGUGCGUGUUAGCAGUCCAUAUCUCCCUGAAUCUGUUAGUGGAGGAACUCCUGCUGCCAACGACAGGGUGAAGAAAGUGCUUGAGUUAGAGAGGAAGAGGCUGCAAUCUCGCGGACCAGGUCAGUGAUAAUUACGCAUUUGACUCUACGAGAGCUUGAAAAAGUGGGUUUGUGGGAUGAAGCUUGAUGGGUAGGUUACUUGUACCCAGCCUUGUGAGAGAAACCUGUAAUCUAUUUUCCCUGACACUUUGAUGCUGAUUCCAUCAAGGACUUUCAUAUUUCUAUAUUUCUCAUCUGUACUUAUUCUUUCAUUUUGCCAUCUCUGGCUCUUCAGUUUCGUGAUGCAGUUUGUCUGACAGUUCGAGAUUUAUUUCUAAUAUUAGAGCAUUCAUAUCGAGCUCUC
Molecule: messenger RNA, 860 nt
Organism: Corylus avellana
Lineage: Eukaryota; Viridiplantae; Streptophyta; Magnoliopsida; Fagales; Betulaceae
Source: RefSeq, a predicted model, not a curated record